AUGGCGCUUCAUUACUCUACCAUCAUUCACUUUUACCGUGUAAUGGUGGGACCCGAGGACAUGGGUUACUGUGCCUGCUUUGUCCGUGAUGAUUUCAAGCGCUACAAGGUGGACCUUGCCCAUGUGGCCGAGCACCCGGCAUGUGCGUUGCCCAUCUCGGUGGUGAUCAGCAACACGACGACAGGCACCCGCACCAUCCUGCACGCCGCUAGCAACCUGCCAGAUGUGACAGAUGCUGAUUUUGAACAGGUUAACCUCUCUCAGUACAAGUGGAUUCACUGGGAGGUGACAACUCUCUUCAACAGAAAUGCCUCUGAACAGGUGAAGAUGAUGCGACGGGUAGAAGAGUAUAACGAAACCUGCCCUGAAUCUCAGCGAGUGGGCACAUCCGUGGAGGUGGAGAAGCCACGGCAAGAAUUAUACCAGCUCUUUGGCUAUGGAGAUGUGGUGUUUGUCAGCAAGGACGUGGCUAAAGAUCUUGGUUUCUGUUCUGCCUCUGAAGCUGUGAAGGGGCUAUACAGGCGUGUGAAGCCAGGGGCCACCUUGAUCUGUGCUUGGGCGGAGAAUGGGGCUGAUGCGAUGGGACCAGGUGGGCAACUGCUGCACUCGGAUGCCUUCCCCCCCGACAAUGUCGUGGACACGCUGGGGGCUGGGGACACGUUCAACGCUUCUGUUAUUCUUGCCCUCAGCAGGGGGAGACCACUUCAGGAGGCCAUCACCUAUGGGUGCCAGGUGGCUGGCCGGAAGUGCGGGGUGCACGGCUACGAUGGGAUCGUGUGAGCUGCAUUCCGGAAGCCAUGUCUGCUGGGUCUGGGACCCUUCUCCGAGCCAAGGACCAAAAUCUUCUGCGCUGCUGCACUGCACGCGCACCAUGGACGCUGGUGCCACCCCUGUGCAACUCACAGCUGGUGGGAGAGGGAUAGGCCAAGCCUGACUUGCCACCCUGCACGCAGUGUGCCGUCUGCUCUGG
Molecule: messenger RNA, 970 nt
Organism: Gekko japonicus
Lineage: Eukaryota; Metazoa; Chordata; Lepidosauria; Squamata; Gekkonidae
Gene: KHK
Product: ketohexokinase
Exons: 7
Coding region: 1-780 (259 amino acids)
Biological process (GO): fructose metabolic process
Molecular function (GO): ketohexokinase activity
Source: RefSeq, a predicted model, not a curated record